Messenger RNA from Copidosoma floridanum, 3557 nucleotides. It is a transcript of the gene Acsl, whose product is annotated as Acyl-CoA synthetase long-chain. Gene Ontology annotation, cellular component: endoplasmic reticulum; plasma membrane; lipid droplet. Lineage: Eukaryota; Metazoa; Arthropoda; Insecta; Hymenoptera; Encyrtidae. Gene Ontology annotation, biological process: neuron differentiation; long-chain fatty-acyl-CoA metabolic process; long-chain fatty acid metabolic process. The record is from RefSeq and is a predicted model, not a curated record. Gene Ontology annotation, molecular function: palmitoyl-CoA ligase activity.
GCACGUUCGGCUCCAUACACAUAUAUAUACUGCAUACAGAUGUCCCCGCGCGUGCAGUGCGCUAGUCUUUUAGACGGCAGAGCAGAAAGCUCAAAGCAGAAACACGCGCUUGUCUGCUGCUGGAGUUCCAAGUUCCAAGUGAUGUUGCUCUCUCAUUUACUUAUUUGUUGUUAUAUUUUUUAAGUGUAAAAGGUACAUCGACUGACUUGUUGAUUUCAAGUGUUAUUUCGUCGAGACCGAAACACGGAGAAUUUCGUAAAAUACUGCACAAUAAAAGCGUUGACGCACAAAAAUAUGGAAACAAUUAUCGCCUGAAAGUUUGUAACCGAGGAAAAAAAAAAUCAAGUUGUUAGAUAAAAUAAAAGUGGUUUCGGACUAAACGCAUAAUAUAACAGCCAACACCAUGAUUGUCGAUGACAAGAAAGAAAUGGAUAGUUUCUGGAUAACCGGUGCGAUCCAAGCGAUCAAGGCGGUGUCGUACGUGUGCGACCUGUUCACCUAUCCGGUGUACCUGCUGCUGCACAAGCCCUGGGAAAAGAAAAAGGCGUCGCGCCGGGUGAAAGCCAAGCCCGUGCACAGGGACGACGACAAGAGCGUCGUGUACAGAAAUGUCGAUCCGAUCGGCUCGAUGCACGCGACCCUCGUCAGAGAAAAAAUCGAGACCCUCGAGGCAAUGCUCAGAUGGGUGGCCAGUGUCCACGGUAACAAAAAGUGCCUUGGCACCAGGCAAAUCCUCGCCGAAGAGGACGAGGUCCAGCCCAACGGCAGGAUCUUCAAAAAGUACAAAAUGGGCGACUACAGAUGGAAGAGUUCCAAGGAGGUCGAAGCGCUGGCGUGCAGCUUCAGUCGCGGCUUGAAGGACCUCGGCCUGACGGCGCGCAAGAACAUUGUUAUAUUCGCCGAGACGCGGGAGGAGUGGAUGAUCGCGGCUCACGCUUGUUUCAAGCAGAACCUCACGGUCGUCACGAUAUACGCGACCCUCGGUGACGACGCCAUCGCCCACGGGAUCAACGAGACCGAGGUUGACACCGUCAUCACGAGUUUCGAGCUCCUGCCCAAGUUUAAAAAUCUAUUACGGAAAGUACCUGAAGUCAAGAACAUUAUUUUCAUGGAGGAUCAGCUCAAGCAAGCCGAUGUCACGGGCUUGAAGGAAGGCGUGCGCGUGAUUCCGUUCCAAGAGGUGAUCAAGAGUGGCAGCUCAUCGACCGCCGAGUCCGUGACACCGAAGGGAGAAGACACGGCUAUUAUCAUGUACACUUCCGGCUCGACGGGUGUGCCCAAGGGCGUGCUGCUGUCCCACAAGAAUGUCAUCGCUACCCUGAAGGCCUACUGUGACGCCGUAAAUAUCAGAGACGACGACGUUUUCAUGGGUUUUUUGCCCCUCGCUCACGUUUUUGAACUCCUGUCCGAGAGCGUUUGUCUCCUGAAUGGUGUGCCCAUUGGGUACAGCUCGCCUUUGACGAUGAUCGAUUCGAGUAGCAAGAUACAGAAGGGCUGCAAGGGCGACGCCAGUGUUUUGCAUCCGACUUGCUUAACGGCCGUGCCCCUCAUUUUGGACAGGAUUUCAAAGGGCAUUAAUGAAAAAGUGAAAAAGUCCGGGCCCUUUAGGCAGGCCAUUUUCAAGUUUGCCUAUGAAUAUAAGUUGAAAUGGACCAAGCGAGGUUUCGACACGCCGUUGUGUGAUAAGUUCAUCUUUGGAGCCGCUAAGCAAGUGUUGGGCGGCCGCGUAAGGGUGAUUCUUUGCGGUGGUGCUCCUCUGAGUCCUGAAACGCACACGCAAGUCAAGCUGUGCUUAUGCGUCACUGUGAUUCAAGGCUACGGGUUGACGGAAACUUGUUCCUGCGCAACUGUCAUGGACCCUUAUGAUAGAAGCACUGGAAGAGUUGGUGCUCCCACAACAGCUUGCGACAUUUGUCUAGAAAACUGGGAAGAAGCUGGCUACAGAGUGACGGACGUUCCAAAUCCACGAGGUGAAAUCGUCAUUGGUGGAGAAAAUAUAUCGGCUGGCUAUUACAAGCUUGCCGAAAAGUCAAAGGACUUUUUCUUCAAAGAUGGCAAGCAAUGGUUCAGAACGGGCGAUAUUGGUGAAGCUCAUCCAGAUGGAUCCAUCAAAAUCAUUGAUAGAAAGAAGGACUUGGUAAAACUUCAAUUGGGAGAAUACGUGUCCCUUGGUAAGGUGGAGGCUGAAUUGAAAACGUGUCCGUUAGUCGAAAAUAUUUGUAUUUAUGGAGAUCCUAGUAAAGAUUACACUGUAGCCUUAAUUGUACCCCACCAUGUUCACCUUGAAGAACUUGCUUCAAAACAUGGAAUUACCUACUCGUCGUUUGAAGAUUUAUGUAACAAUUCAGAGAUAGAAAAAUUAGUUUUGAAUGUUUUAGUAGAUUAUUCAAAAAAAUGUAAUUUGCUUAAGUUUGAAGUACCGGGAGCUGUAAAACUGGUAACAGAGACAUGGUCGCCUGACAUGGGCCUCGUCACUGCUGCAUUUAAACUCAAGAGAAAAGCAGUUCAGGAACGCUAUCAGCAUGAGAUAAAUCGUAUGUAUGCAUCGUGAUGCUACCAGGAGGUACGCGCAAAAAAGACUAAUGCACAGCAGAACUGAACAACAGAUGUUUUCAAAUUUUUCACCAAAUCAAUCGUUGUUCUCGAUGGAUACAAAUCUUUUGCAAAGUGGGAUUAAACGUCGUCAUUGCGGGAGAAAUAUUUUUUGCGCAAGAUAUAAUAGAGAGGUAUUUCGCAAUGGCCGAUGCACGCUAUCUCUAAAACGGGUAAUCUGAGUCUGUAAAAGAUUGAUAAAAAAGGACAAAUCGAUACGGUACUUUCUCAAAUUCAAACGGUCAAUCCUAGAAAGUAUGGAGAGCUCUGUCAAAGUAAAAAUAAAUUUUUACACCAAAAUCUAACUUUGAACGAGCAGUAUGCCUAAAUGUCUUCCUAGAUGUUUCGAAUGGAACCCUGGGUGUAACGUUAUUGUCAUUGUAACAAAAAGCAAAUUGCAAAUAACUUAAUUUGCACUAUGUAUAUAUGUGUACUACAUUAGCUACUGCAUAUUAUACAUAUUACAAAUACUUUAAAUUGAUUUACAUUAUUGAUUUUAAACAUUUGAUUAUGACUGUUUUACAAUUUGUGAUUUAAUGGCGUCAUCAUACAUCAUGAGAAACAAAUAUAAUUGUUAGUUGUAAAAAAGAAAAUAUUCUUGUUAAUAAAAAAAAGCUCUACGUAUGUAAUGUACAACCAAAUGUAAGCAACUGUUUUUAAUGUUGCAACAGAACGUAUAAGAUGACUGUGUCAUUUUAGUUUUUAGAUUUUUAAAUAUUAAAUAAUUUACAAUGUAAGUCUCAAACAAAACAUUGCGCACAUGCAUGUGUAUAUUGUAAACUAUCAAGGAGUAUGAUUGUGUAAAUUUAAAUCACAAAUGGCUUUAAAUUUCGAUAAAUGUUGAAUUUUUUAAUUAAAACAAUAUUCGAAUAUAAUGUUAAAGAUUUAUAAAAUGGCCUACAGUUGUAAUAUAAAUGACUGUUUAUGUGAAAUGUCUGAAAUACAAUUUGAAAACAAAACUACAA